GGUAGUAUCGAUUAUCAUCGAAGCUGCUGCUGGUAACCCGUUGAUUAAUUACAAAGUUACAAAGAUGAAAUUCGUAUUGGGCCUGGUCUUCCUGGUGUCGAUCCUAGUGGCCAUCUCACCUCAACAAUUUCAUCAGCAAAGAAGUGGACAGCCACUUUGGUGGUCGCAGUAUCUCCAGCCGCAAACGACAGAGGCACCCGGCUUUUACUCCGAUCCUCUUGAUGGAAUAAACACUCCAUUUUUCCGCUACUCCAACCCUAUUCAUCAUAUCAGACCCACCGUCAUCUACCCGGAAAAUGAUGAGGAGGAGUCUUAUCGCCAUCAGGAAGUGCUCGACAGGAAACAAUACCACAGCGAUCAGAAUGCAUUAAUAGACGAUCAAUUAAAGCGGCAAUAUCUGUUUUUGAUUGAUCAGCUGAUGUCGGGCCGGCGGCAGAGUGGCGACAGCAAAAUCAGGUCGGGCGGACUGAUUUUACGACCCACGACCACAAUUCCCAGUCAAAUGGCCAUGCCUCGCAUCAAGAAUUACGGGCCAGUUCGCGAUUUGCUGUCGGGAAAUCAAGAGCCAAACGCUCGUUUCUUUUAUCUCGAUGGCAGCAAUUUCCUGUCUAAAACGGUCACCGUCAGUGUCACGUCGACGUGCACUUCCAUCAGUUUCAUUUCGUGCAUUCCCCUAGCUAGUCUCGAUCCGAAUGCCCCUCCCGUCAACUGUCGCCGUAGACGCAGAUUCGCUGAAAUCGAUCAUCACACCGAUCACACCGAUCAGGGCGACAGCCAGUUCCCAGCAGUCAAUCCAACCGCAGUCCAAACUGUGAUGCCAACGAUGGAGCCGCUGAUGCUCCCGCGUGAUUCAAUCCCGACUUGGUCGGUUGAGAUGACCUCGUCGAAAGAAGAGGAGAACGACGAGUCGUCGCAACUAUUCGGAAAACAAUUGAGGAAAGGAAGAUUUUUGAAAUUCAAUUUUCAAAGUUUCCUGACCUACACGACCGUCACGAUUCUCAAGUCGAUCAUCACCAGCACCGUCACUCAGACCUAUCUUCCUGCAGCAAAACUGUCUUGUCUGCCGGCCGGUUACUCUCUCUGCCCCAUCUAACCAGCAGCAAAAGGAAUAGAGGCCUAUUCGAUGAGAAUAGAAGGAAAGAUCAACUUCAGCACUGCUCUCAUAUUACUGAAAUAUUUGUCUUCUGAGUAGUAGCCUAGCUAGGCUAUAGCAUAUGGCAACUGUAUAUGUCAUAUAUAACUAUAAAGGUAGAACAUAUAAUAACCAAGCCUGUUUUCUGCUAUUUAAUUCAUUUGAUAUAUUAUGCACUGGCAUGUCUAUUAUCCUUUCCAUGAAUGAAGUGCAACUAAUUGUGCGAAAAGUGGUCAGCGGUAAAAGUCAGACAAAUCAAUAAGCUUAUUGUUAUUACACUGAAAAUUGACAUUU
Molecule: messenger RNA, 1426 nt
Organism: Daphnia pulicaria
Lineage: Eukaryota; Metazoa; Arthropoda; Branchiopoda; Diplostraca; Daphniidae
Exons: 4
Coding region: 65-1093 (342 amino acids)
Source: RefSeq, a predicted model, not a curated record